This is a messenger RNA of Arabidopsis thaliana (thale cress), 769 nucleotides long. Its product is annotated as Bifunctional inhibitor/lipid-transfer protein/seed storage 2S albumin superfamily protein. Lineage: Eukaryota; Viridiplantae; Streptophyta; Magnoliopsida; Brassicales; Brassicaceae. The transcript has a single exon. Bases 188 to 484 code for a protein of 98 amino acids. The record is from RefSeq and is marked reviewed. Gene Ontology annotation, biological process: lipid transport.
CUUUGUCCGAGCCUUUUAGAAAAAAGUUAAUCUCUUUUAGACAUAUCGAGAUCUCCUGCAACCACAAACUCUCGUUUGAGUAACGUGACUCACUCAAAGACAUUUUCUUCUAUAAAUAGAACGAGAGAAACCCACUUUAAACUCCAAACCAAAUAUCUUCUUCUUCUUUCUAUAACUUAGUGAGACAAUGAAGGGUUCUUGCACAAAACCAGUGUUUUUCACUUGUACAAUCCUUCUCAUUUUAAUUGUUGCCCAAGAAAACAGAGUCGCUGCAGUAGAUCCAUGUAAUCCUGCGCAGCUGAGUCCAUGCUUGGAGACCAUAAUGAAAGGGUCUGAGCCAUCGGAUCUGUGUUGCAGCAAGGUGAAGGAGCAACAGCAUUGUAUCUGCCAGUACUUGAAGAACCCUAACUUCAAAUCUUUCCUUAACUCCCCAAACGCCAAAAUAAUCGCCACUGAUUGUCAUUGUCCGUAUCCGAAAUGCUAGUCCCAGUAUUUCGUUCUAGUUUUCGAUGUUCUGUUUCUUGCUUUCAAGACCAAAAAAGGUGUUCUGUUCUGUUCGCUCAUCAUCGAUGGUUUUUCUACUUCAAGUUUCUUACUUUUGAGUUUGGCUUUCCAUUAAUGUGUUUGUCGUCAAGGAAUAAAUCUUGAUCAUCACAUAUUCACAUUGAUAUGUUUUUAAGAAAUUUCGGAUAAUUCGACUAACAUAAGCUACUUAAAAGUUAAAAGUUCCAAUUUCAAGGAUAUCACUACAAAAUAAGUCUCUAAAUUU